This is a messenger RNA of Carassius auratus (goldfish), 2553 nucleotides long. RefSeq names its product NLR family CARD domain-containing protein 3-like. Bases 58 to 2553 code for a protein of 831 amino acids. The transcript is spliced from 7 exons. NCBI's taxonomy places the organism in Eukaryota, Metazoa, Chordata, Actinopteri, Cypriniformes, Cyprinidae. The record is from RefSeq and is a predicted model, not a curated record.
UCUCUGAUUCAUAACUGACUCUGUGAUCAACAUCUGGAUCUGCUUUUAGAUGAAACCAUGGCCUCCAGAAUGAAUCUCUCUGAAGAACAUGACACACAGAUAAAGACAGUCAAGAGUCAGAUUCAGGGGCGUGAGUCAGAUUUAUCUGAACACAUGGAUGUGUCUGUGAGGAAAAAACGACGGAUGGAUGUUUCAGAUCUCUGCAGAGAGGAAGACUCUUCUGUUGAGUCCAGUCUGUGUCAGAAUGAAUCUCCUGAACCCAGCUGUGUGUCCAUCAAGAGUGACCAGUCAAUGGGUCCUCCAAUUAAAUUCAGCUCGGGAGACACAUCUGCUGAUCUGAGUCAAAAACAUAAAGGAACGGAAUCACAAACAGCAAAGAAGAACUUAGACUCCAUUUUCAAGGAGAUUGAGCACAAAAUCAUCUCUGAGUUAAAAAGCUUUAAGAGACUACUGAGUCCAGAUUACCCAGAAUGCUCUGAAAGAGACCGUUAUGAUGAUGAGGGUCAUAACAGAGUCAGAGAGGGUCUUCUGAAGAUCACACUGCUCCUCCUGAGGAAGAUGAACCAGACAGACCUCGCUGACACACUACAGACCAAACUGAUGCCUGAUCAACAAAAACUCAGAUCCAGACUACAGGAUAAAUAUGAGAGACUCAGUGAAGGACUGUCCAAUCAUGGAGACUCAACACGUCUGAAUGAGAUCUACACAGAGCUCUACAUCACAGAGGGAGGCAGUGGAGAGGUCAAUAAUGAACAUGAGGUGAGACAGACUGAGACAGUGUCCAGGAGACCAGAGACACAGGAGACACCAAUCAACUGCAAUGACAUAUUUAAACCCUCACCUGGACAAGACAAACCCAUCAGAACUGUGCUGACUAAAGGAGUCGCUGGAAUUGGAAAAACAGUCUCUGUGCAGAAGUUCAUUCUGGACUGGACUGAAGGAAAAGCCAAUCAGGACGUUCAUUUCAUAUUUCCACUUCCUUUCAGGGAGCUGAACUUGAUACAGAAACAUCUCAGUCUUGUGGAUCUUCUAAACCACCUUCACACAGAAACCAAAGAAUUAAAGUCAGCAGAUUAUGAGGACUACAAAGUCAUGUUCAUAUUUGAUGGUCUGGAUGAGUGUCGACUGCGUCUAGAUUUCCAAAACAGUCGGAGCUUGUCUGAUGUGACAGAAUCAGCUUCAGUGGAUGUGCUGCUGACCAACCUCAUCAAGGGGAACCUACUUCCUUCUGCUCUCCUCUGGAUCACCUCUCGACCAGCAGCAGCCAAUCAGAUCCCUCCUGAGUGUGUCCACCAGGUCACAGAGGUACGAGGAUUCAACGACCCUCAGAAGGAGGAAUAUUUCAGGAAGAGAAUAAAUGAUCCGAGUCUGGCUGAUAGAAUCGUCACACACAUCCGAUCAUCAAGAAGUCUGUUCAUCAUGUGUCACAUCCCAGUCUUCUGCUGGAUUUCAGCCGCUGUUCUGGAGAGGAUGAUGGGUAAAGCAGAGAGUGCAGAGAUCCCCAAGACUCUCACACAGAUGUUCACACACUUCCUGAUCUUUCAGACCAAACUGAAGACACAGAAGUAUGAUGGGAAAUAUGAAAUCAAUCCUGAUCAGGCUAGAAAGAUUAUUCUGUCUCUAGGAAAACUGGCUUUUGAACAGCUGGAAAAAGGGAACCUGAUCUUCUACGAGGAGGACCUGAAAGAGAGCGGCAUUGAUGUCAGAGAAGUGUCGGUGUACUCAGGAGUUUGUACCCAGAUCUUCAGAGAGGAGUCUGGACUGCAGCUGGGGAAGGUGUUCAGCUUUGUUCAUCUGAGUAUUCAGGAGUUUCUUGCUGCUUUAUUCAAGCUGCUGUCCUUUUCUGAACAAAACACAGGACUGAAGAAUGAGUUCAGGUCAUCAAUGAUCAGUUUACUGAAGAGAGAAGUGGACAAGGCCUUACAGAGUGAGAACGGACACUGGGAUCUUUUCCUCCGGUUCCUUCUCGGUCUCUCUCUAGAGUCUAAUCAGACUCUCUUACAAGGCCUCCUGAGAAAGACAGUAAGCAGCUCUGAUAUCAACCAGGAAACAGCUGCAUACAUCAAACAGAAGAUCAGGGAGAAUCCCUCUCCAGAGAAAUCCAUCAAUCUGUUCCACUGUCUGAAUGAACUGAAUGAUCGUUCACUAGAGCAGGAAGUACAAACAUACCUGAACAAAAGAGAUGACUUUUGUCUCUCUGGAGUCUCUCUGUCUGCUGCUCAGUGGUCGGCUCUGGUGUUUGUGCUGUUGAACUCAGAAGAAGAUCUGGAUGAGUUUAUACUGAGGAAAUAUCAUUAUUCAGAAGAAUGUCUUCUGAGGCUGCUGCCAGUGAUCAAAGCAUCUAGAAAGAUUAAACGAAAACCCAUUAUGCCACGCACUUAUACAAGGAAGACCAACAGGGCUUCAACUGCUCUUGUGAAGUUGGACAGAGCAGUGAAAGAGAUGCAACAGGGAAAAACCAUAAGUCAGGUGGCAAGGGAGAUGAAUAUCUGCAGGAUGACCUUGAAAAGAUUCAGGGAGAAGAAAAAGGGUUGCCAUGAUUUUGCCAAGUAA